Molecule: messenger RNA, 2358 nt
Organism: Suillus fuscotomentosus
Lineage: Eukaryota; Fungi; Basidiomycota; Agaricomycetes; Boletales; Suillaceae
Exons: 12
Coding region: 1-2358 (785 amino acids)
Biological process (GO): DNA-templated transcription; regulation of DNA-templated transcription
Cellular component (GO): nucleus
Molecular function (GO): DNA binding; DNA-binding transcription factor activity, RNA polymerase II-specific; zinc ion binding
Source: RefSeq, a predicted model, not a curated record
AUGGACCACUUCGCUCGCUCUCUUCAGCAACCCGCGAUACAGGCAAUCACUUUUGCUCCCCCAAACCAACCCCCUCCGGAUGGCUCCCGUUUCCUCAUCGACACUCCCCAGGAUCCUGAUAGGACCGACACUAAUAUUGCGUUCAUGAAGGGUCCAAAGCGCAAACGCCUAGCAAAGGCGUGCGAUGCUUGCCACAAAAGCAAACGACGAUGUGACGGAACAGCUCCUUGCAGCAACUGUUACUUCGCCUCCAAGAAAUGCACGUACACAGAUGCUUCGGGCAGACCUGUACCUGCACCUAGGCCGCGCAAAGGGGGUAACACAGACGCACCACCCGAUCCGCGUCAGGGUUCGUGUGUCACAUACCCGGAAAAUAUUCAGGGUAACCAACCAUCCUUCGUUGUUCAUGGACUACAGCAAGACGAGGUACUUGGGACCCAAGUCGACCCUGAUGAAGAUAUUCCAUCGCGCAAGCGGUUCAGGCCAGACCUUGGUCAGUCGACGUCUCCCGUUGAGACGUCUUUCAGAGGCUUGGCUCCACCCUCGUUGCCAAGCACUCAGCGCUCUUUGGAGCGUGACCCGUCACUCACAAGAGAGCUCGUGCACCUGUUCUUUGCACACCGCCAACCUCAGCGUAUGAUCAUCCACGAGCCUUCAUUUCAUCAUGCCCUAUCUCAUGGUCUCGUCCCUUCUUACCUUCUCCUUUCAAUAUGUGCCCUUGCUGCGCCUCUCUCGCAGCGUCCUUGUUUCAAGGAGGGGGGUUCAAGAUUUGCUGGAGAGGUGUUCUUCUCAGAGGCAAUGUCGAUUAUGUUUGAUAAAGGGCAAAACUUAAUUUGCGAGAGGAAUCUUGCAACUGCCCAGGCUCUAUGUUUGCUACAACUGCAUGAUCGAAUGGCCAAAUCAUCCUGGACAGGGCAAUAUCAUGUAUACGCACUUGAUAUCCUCGAACAACUGGGUGUGUAUCAGGCUGACAAUCCAAUCCUGACACCUACUCCUUCACUGGAGUUCAUUGAUGCGUCCAUCGAGCGGGAAUGCGCGCGUAGGGUUUUCUGGCUCAUACAUAUAUCCGAUGCUCUGGGGUCUGUUCUCUACCGACGCCCUAUCUUAGCAAAGGAAUCGCAAUUGAAAUUGCGUCUCCCUGUAGAUGAGACAACCUUCUUGUUCACUGUACACGAUGCUGUCCCAGAAUAUCUGGACAAACCCAGUCCUUCAUCGAGAUCCGAGACCGGGCAGUUAAUCCGUGUCCUCUCUAUACACGAGAGGAUAGAGAAGACCAUGGAUGAAUUCAACAAGCGCGAGUCCGGCAGACAUCCCGUCAACGCAUUGUUGGAUCUUGACACCAAACUCAACGCGUGGGACGAAUCGCUUCCUGACAGUCUUUGUUUCACCGACGAGAAUCUUGCUAUUCAAAUGUCGUUGUUUGCCACGAGUUCCAACGUGGGAGCGUGGUGCUUCUGUGCUAUGCAUAUUAUCCACUGCUCGUGUGUUUUUGCAUUGAACCAGGCUAGAAUGCGUUGUCGUACAGCUAUGCCUGGAGGUCCAACGUGGGCGCGCGAGCGCCUGAACAAUAUUCUCGCUGCUUUAGGUGACAGAGCGAAAAAAAGUAUCAUCCUGGGAGUUGCAAUUUGGCCCUUGUCCAAAUACUGUGGAGAUAAAAGCCAAGGACUUAUGGAAUUAUCUAGUGAGUUUGAAGAGGCGUUUGGUGUUCGUAUCCAAGACUUGGCUCCCCCGGUACCUGACCACACCGACGACGUACAACCUGCGGAAGGCAUGCAUCCAGUAGCAUCCAACUCUGGCGGAUCUCAUGGUUCUACACCCGUUUCCAGCAACUCGCUGGAUGCCGCAGCACCCCAACUAGCUGCAUCUCCGGUAUAUACACCGCCGGGUCGCCCAUCUCCUGAUGCCCGGUUCUUUGGCCAGCCUUCUUUUGGUGAUGUUCGAGCCCAUGCACAUCCGCCUCAUCCACCACAACCUGAUCCCAGAGAGAAGAGAAACAUUCCGCAUGAUGCCAAUAUCGAUCCUGCCUUACAAAUGCCACCAAAUUCUAGACAAAUGAAUACGGAGCCAGUUUCUGCCGUAUCCCCGGCACUUUCGUUACCCUCACUGAAGUCGAGCGGUCUUUUAGAUUGGCAACGAGCCAACGAAGGCAAUUCAUCACCUUCGUCAGCAAGUUGGCAAGCGUCCGGGCAACAUCUCCCAGCCCCUUGCCAGGGCUCACGAGACACAACUGGGCCACCCUUUCCUUCAGCCUCGCACAUAGAUUACUCUACUCGUCCUGCAAUGGCCACGGCUUCAACUAGCAUGCCUGUCGGUUUACCGUGGCUGGCCAGCGAGUCGACUGUCUCUAGGUUAAGCUAG